Messenger RNA from Salvelinus namaycush (lake trout), 5427 nucleotides. Its product is annotated as R3H domain-containing protein 1-like. NCBI's taxonomy places the organism in Eukaryota, Metazoa, Chordata, Actinopteri, Salmoniformes, Salmonidae. Gene Ontology annotation, molecular function: nucleic acid binding. The coding region runs from base 406 to 3732 and encodes 1108 amino acids. The transcript has 22 exons. The record is from RefSeq and is a predicted model, not a curated record.
UUUGCUGUUUCGUCUUGUGCUGAAUGUUAGCCUCGGUCUGUUGCCGCUACACACUGAUCUUUCCCGUGGCCACACGCAGCUACAGCUGUUUUUAUAAAUCAUUCUGUUUUGUCAACGUUUCUGGUCUGUGAUGGCCAUGAGCAGCUUGGAGGGCAGUGCCACCGAGGCCGUUCAGAUCUGGACACCAGAGACUCCGAGCUGGUGCUAAGGACAUGGGACUCUCCCUCAGAGUUAGCGACAGGCUCAGCAGCACGAGACGUUACAGUGACAAACCAGCGGUGGCGCAGGACUGCUGCCCCCAGAGCCUUCUCACCCUCUGUAGGACGUCACCACCACAGGCCCAGGAGCACCCAGACCCCAGUAACAGCAGUGUUGUAUAGAGACUCUCUGUAAGCUGUGCGUCUGAUGAGGAUGUCUGAUCCUGUUACUGUAAAGGACAUCAGUAGGACUGAGACCAUGAAGGUUUGUGAGGCUAAAGUGGAGCUGGAGGCAGCAGACUGGACCGGAACCACAACACUAGGAGCAGACAGCAGACGGAACGGUGUGAAGGACAAACCCAAACAGGCUGGGAGCCUGGUGCUGGAACACAAUGCCACCGGUCACCAAGACGGAAGCUGCUGUGACAACAAGAGGGAAACGUCACAGAUAUCCCAGUCCUUUGAUAAGGAGGAGCUGUCUGCCAAGGAGGAGAAGGUGGAGAAACCAGAGAAGAUGCCCAGGAAAAUGCUCUCAAGAGAUUCCAGCCAGGACUACACAGACUCUACUGGAAUAGACCUGCAUGAGUUCCUGGUCAACACUCUUAAGAACAACCCCAGAGACAGAAUGAUGCUGUUGAAGUUGGAGCAGGACAUUCUGGAUUUUAUCAGUAAUAAUGAAAGCCAGAAGAGGAAGUUCCCUCCCAUGACGUCGUACCAUAGAAUGCUGCUACACCGAGUGGCUGCCUACUUUGGCAUGGAUCACAAUGUUGACCCCACCGGGAAGUCGGUCAUCAUCAACAAAACUAGCAAUACAAGAAUACCAGAUCAAAAAUUCUCAGAACACAUAAAAGACGACAAAACAGACGAUUUCCAAAAACGCUACAUUCUCAAAAGAGACAACGCCAGCUUCGACCGGGAAGACGGCAUGAUACGAAUGCGCCUGAAAGACGACAGGAGAAGCAAAUCUAUCGAGGAGAGAGAGGAGGACUAUCAGAGAGCCAGGGACAGGAUAUUUGCACCAGAUGGAGAUCAUUUCCAUCUAGAUGGAAGGAGCCCUGAUGAAGAGGCUUGUAUCAGCACACAACAGAGACGGCAACUCUUCAGACUAGGGGACGGGCGAUCAGCCAGCAGUAGACAGAGCAGCUCUGAGAAUGACCCCAAGAACUGUGAUGCCCGGCCGUGGAGCAGCACUGAUUCAGACAGCUCCAACCGUAACCUGAGGCCGACCAUGACCAAGGCCAGCAGCUUCAGCAGCAUCUCUGUCCUCAUCAGAGGAGACAGCUCAGCCAGCAGCAAGAGCACCGGACGCCUCUCCAAAACAGGUUCUGAGUCUUCUAAUAGUGUAGGGUCUUCUACGAGUUCCAUCUCUCGCCCCCAAGUCCUCCACCUGCCUCUCCCUGUCCCAGCUGCUCUAACCCAGGCAGCCGGCCCUGUCGGGGGCCCCAGCACGGUGCAACCUACACCUUCCUCCUCUGCGUCCUCCGCUGCCACGGCCCCCAGCAAUAGUAGAACUUCUGUACACUGUGAUCGGGGCAGCAGGAAUGGCCCGGCGCCUGCAUCCGGCCCAGCGCCAACCCAGGCCACUGCUAAUGCUACUAGUUACUAUUUCCUUCCCCCGGAAGCCACAGGGAUACCGCCUGGCAGUAUACUGGUCAACCCACACACAGGCCAACCCUUUGUAAACCCUGACGGCAGUGCUGUGAUCUACAACCCCUCGAUGACCUCACAGCAAGGUGGGAGGAGCCAGCAGCCCUUGGCCCCUCCCCUACCGCCUCCUGCCCCGCACCAGCCAGCCAAUCACGUCCUCUCCCAGCAAGAAGGGCUGGCUGCCCAGUUCAGCCACAUGAGUGUGGUGCGCCAGGCGUCCAGCGACGGAACUAACGGCGGCCCCCACCCUGCCAUGUACCCUUCGGGCCCUGUGGUGCUCCAAGCCCCCCUGCAGCACCAGCAGACUGGCUACAUGGUGGCCCCUCCAGGGCCCCCUGUGGUGGGACAAACCCAGGCCUACCCCGGCCCUGCACACCCUAUGAGCCAGCCGGUCAUGCAGCAACAGGGCUACAUGCCACAGCAGAUGCACACAUGUUACUGUGCUCCAGCCCAGGACCCCCACUCCCACUCCAACCAGCACUAUCGCCCUGUCAGCCCCGUGCACUACACCAGCCCCCAGAACCAGCCUCUACCCCAGCAGCCAGGUUACCAUGCUGUGAUGCCAAAUCAGCCCCAGGGCCCUCAGCAUCAGAACCUGGUGAACAACCAGCAGCACAGCAAUAUGGGAAAUCACAUGACGGCCUUCAUGGUCCAGUACCCUUCAAUGACGUCUUAUCAGGUAUCAAUGCCCCAGGGGUCUCAGAACAUGCCUCCACAUCAGCAGGCAUGUCAACAGCCAAUGAUGAUCCAGAGCCAUCCAAGCCAAGGUCCCAUGGCCAUGUCAGGCAUGCAGGUUUACUACAGUGUCAUGCCACCAAAUCAACACAGCACCAUGAGUCCAUCGAUGGGUUUCUUACCUCCUCCUGGAGCAGAGCAGAUGCAGUUUCCCCGGGCUUUGUCUCCGUGUGGGACCCAGCAGCUACCAGGACAGCAGUGCACAGGUGUGCACCCCGGUCCUCACAGUGGUGGUAUGGUGAUGAUGCAGCUGACCCUGCCCCCUAACCACCAGCCCAGAGCCCACUCCCCUUCACAGUGGAAACACAACAGAUUCUACAGUCUGGAUCACACACGCAGCCAGAGGUCCUCAGAACAACUAAACAACUCACAGAACAGUCCCCAGCUGGGCGGCGCCAGCACGCCUCCGGCCCAGCCCCAAGCCCCAACCCACCAGCUUACCUCCAUAAAGAACCUCCACUCGGCCGGCCCCACCCCCAUCCCCAUAAUCACCCAGUUCCCCAGACCCUUCGGCCCAGGGCAGGCAGUGGACGGCAGAUACCCAUUACUGGGUCAACCCCUCCAGUACAACCCUGCCAUCAGGCCUCCGCUGAUCCACGGCACACACCACAUGAUCCCCAACCACCACCACGGCCCAAUGGGAAUCCGGCAUCAUGGGGGGCGAGGGAGGAGACCACCGCCUAGGAAGUCAUUAUCAUCAGAUCUUAGUGUAGGUGACCCAGUGAACAGUGGAGUCCUGGAGGUGCUGGAGCUACCAGAGGGCAUCAGUCGUACGGAGGCAGACUCUCUCCUGGGGGAACUAUACAGAGGAGGGGCCAUGAUCAAGUGGUUGUCUGAGACCCAACAGCACCAACACCAGAACCAGUCUGGUGAAACCCUGCUGAAGCACUGUGGGGCUGGGGGGGACGGUAAAAACGGUGACACAAACACUGACACUACUUCCUGUUCCAAACCCCCCAGUAGUAACCAUAACGACCUGGCGUCCACCUACACCAUCCUGGCUGUGUUUCCCUCCAGGUACGCAGCUCAGAACGCCUUGCUCAGACACAGUGGCCCUGCCGGCCCUGGGCCCCUCCUUACCACCACGUUCAAACUGAGAACUAGCAAGAGACACUCUGAGUUUCACAACCUGGAGAGGACCAGCUCUCAAUAGCAGGGUGGGGUGCUGUAGCCAGCCAACCAGGAGAGGACCACCUCUCAAUAGCAGGGUGGGGUGCUGUAGCCAGUCAACCAGGAGAGGACCACCUCUCAAUAGCAGGGUGGGGUGCUGUAGCCAGUCAACCAGGAGAGGACCACCUCUCAAUAGCAGGGUGGGGUGAUAUGUUACUAGGGCCCCUGAGAGGUUGUUCUAGGGUCUCCCACGGGGUGCUAUGAGGGGCUGCCUGUCACGGGCCCUCGCCAUGGCCCCUCCACCUCCACUGCUGCCAUUGGCCAACCAACCAGACACCCCUCUUCUGCAAGAAUCACUCACUAGUCUCCACUUCCCACCGGACUGACAGACAGACUGAUGGAGUAUCACUCGGUUGGCAUUAUCUAACAGCUUGAAAAUGUGUAAAAAGGAUCUGACAACACACCAAUGUUGAAACACAAAGACACAGACAGAAAAACUUGAAGUUUGAAGUUCCAAAAGUGACAUAUUUUAUUUGCAGACAGAACAUGGUAAAGGAGCAGCAUGUUUUAUUUUAUUUUAUUUUGUUUUAUGUUUGUUAAAAGCUGCAGUCAGAACACCCAAAGCAGGGUUGUACUCAUUCAUUACAAGAGGAUAAUAUACCAAGUGUCUCUCAUUGGACAAGAGUGUCUCUCUUUGGGCCGGAUUCUGAUUUGAGAUCUGCAACGAAUAACUCCAGAUUUCAGUUUAAAGUGUCCCAUUGACGUAAAAGCUUGAUUUACACGAAAGCCUGAGUUGUGCUGGUGUAUAAUAUCAAGUUAGGAUUCGGCCCGUAGCGUCAGUCUCCUGUUUAGUCAGUUGGUGUGCUACUAAAACAGCAGAUUAGAGUCUUCUAGAACAAGGUUGUGUCCCAAAUGGCACCCUAUUUCCCUGUAUAGUGCACUACUUAGGUCUCAUAGGGCUGUGGUUUUAUGAGCCCUAUGGGACCUGGUCUAAAGUAGUGCACUAUCUAGAGAAUAGGGUUCUGUUUGGGACUUAGCCCAACAGAAUGUUCUUUUUGUGCCUUCUAACUGGACUCUGGUGCCACUGUCCAUCCCUCUCCCAAACACCCCUAAAGACAAGACACCCCAUCCAAUUCCAUUUGUAUAAACUCUGACCCACCAAUUUCAUUCACAAUAAAUCAUCACUGAUAUGGUAGCUAAAUUAUUCUCACUUUUCUACACAGUAAAUGGUAUCUUUGCACUGGCACAAAGAAGUGGUGUUUGUUUUGAUAGUGGUUUAUCGUUUUGAAGGUAAAAGAUGAGAACCUUGGUGCAUCUCAUUGAUGGUUUAUUCUAUUUGAGCUUUUCUAAAAUGAAUGGCCUUCUCACCAACCACCUCCAACCCUCUCUGUUCAGUCCACCCAUUCCCUGGUUACGUAUCAAAUGGCACCCUAUUCCCUAUGGACCCUGGUCAAAAGUAGUGCACUAUAUAGGGUGGCCAGGCCAAAUUCCUUUCAUGUUUAGUUCGUUUUACCAUUUGUAUCCUAUCAGAAGGGUCACUGGAAAAGUGUGCAUUAUUCACAACACACCCCCAACCCCAUCAUACCCAAACAAAUGUCUAUUUAAGAUGGUUGUUGAUGGUGGAUUCAGGAGAGAUUUAAGAUGGUUGUUGAUGGUGGAUUCAGGAGAGAUGUACAGUCUGCUGGUGCAAGAUGUUUUUAUUUCUGUUUGAAAACAAUAAAUGUUUACACCAAAACGA